This is a messenger RNA of Akanthomyces muscarius, 561 nucleotides long. RefSeq lists its product as uncharacterized. The record is from RefSeq and is a predicted model, not a curated record. NCBI's taxonomy places the organism in Eukaryota, Fungi, Ascomycota, Sordariomycetes, Hypocreales, Cordycipitaceae. Bases 1 to 561 code for a protein of 186 amino acids. The transcript has 2 exons.
AUGAGCCAGACCACGAGUGCUAUUUUGUCCUCGGUGCCGGCCUGGUACUUUGACAGCGAAGGAAGAUAUAUCGUCUUUCGAGAAGACGGAACAGGCGAGCUAUGGUGUGCUUGCAACUUUAACUAUUGGAUUGCUGCCGAUAUUGAAUGGAAAAGUGCCGAGAUUUCCGUUGCGGCUGAGGCGCAGGCAGUCGGGCCGUCCGCCACUGCAUCUGCAGCUGACGCUGAGAUCACAAGCCAGCUGCAGAUUCAGAUGACCCUUACAAAACGGCUUCCGCAAAAGGCCCAAUCGUCCAUUCUGACACAGAGUACCCUGGUGAACGAGUACAGUCUGACGGACGAGGCGUACAAGACCAAGUCGUACACUGUUCGCGUCGAAAAGGGUCGCUUCAUGGAGCCGUGCCGUGUUGGGUACGCGGACGAGUCGGCAAAGAAAUUCAAUCUGCGAUUGGUAUUUGAUCCCUCGCCAUAUCCUCCAAAAUCUGAGUGGAAGUCGCUAGAGAGGGGUGUGGAAGAUGGUCACUUCUGGAAUCAUACGCAGUUUGUUGCCAGCUCAACUUAA